AUGCCGGAUGAAUUUAACAUAACAUGGCUUCAUAGAAGGGAUCCCAUACUUAAUCAAUAUGGUGGUUAUUGUGCUAAUCAAGAGAGAAAUUUGAGGAAGGCUGCAGCUCAGGAAGUGGUUGACAAAGUGAGGCAGCACAAUGGUCUGUUGGUUGAUCAGGUGUAUUACCCCAAAUUUUUGUCUCUGGUUUCUGCUUACUGUAACAAUCUUGUUGAAUUAGAGGUGAAGAACACAUGGCUUUCUGUGGACCAUAUGAAUCAGAUGUUAAUGAUUAGGAAGGUAGAUCCGACUUUGGACAUGGAGGCUGAUGAAGGAGACAAUUACACACAUAUUCCAGUAAGAAACAGAGUUGGAUGAUUAUUUGUUAGUUUUAUAGGAAUGUAUAACCCAUGUUAGUAAUGUAUUAUUUUUGUUUAACAUUUGAAUGAUUCUUUGUAUGACAUAUUAUAAUUUGUGCAAUUUAUUUUAUU
Lactuca virosa is the source of this 470-nucleotide messenger RNA. The record is from the annotation of a GenBank genome assembly. Lineage: Eukaryota; Viridiplantae; Streptophyta; Magnoliopsida; Asterales; Asteraceae.